Molecule: messenger RNA, 1124 nt
Organism: Etheostoma cragini (Arkansas darter)
Lineage: Eukaryota; Metazoa; Chordata; Actinopteri; Perciformes; Percidae
Gene: echdc2
Product: enoyl CoA hydratase domain containing 2
Exons: 11
Coding region: 109-1098 (329 amino acids)
Biological process (GO): fatty acid beta-oxidation
Cellular component (GO): mitochondrion
Molecular function (GO): enoyl-CoA hydratase activity
Source: RefSeq, a predicted model, not a curated record
CUCAGGAGCAGCCAAGUCCCUCCUCUUAGAGGAAGAAAACCAAACCUGCACCAAAUAUCCUGCCUCUCUUCCUGCUUCUCCAAAGCUAGUAAACAGGUUCCAACCAGCAUGGCAACUCUCCUACGCAGACUGGCAGGGCCCAUGUGCUCGUCGAGGCGGUGGCUGGGAGUGAUUCGGCAGGAAACGCAGGGUGGGACUUCCCAUCGCGUCCCCCGGAAUGAACCGGGACUGCUGCCCGGUGGCGGUCGCCCUCUGACGGCGCACAGCCGCAGGCAGCACACGGUGGCAGGUCCGGGGACGUUAGAGGUGGAGAUAAAGCGGCUCGAGGGGGAAGACACUGGGAUAGUAGAGGUGUUGAUGUGCCGACACAAGGCAAAAAACGCUCUGGGCCAUAUGUUUGUGUCACAGAUGAGGGAGCUGGUGUUGACUCUGUCCAAUGACUCGGCAGCUCAUGUGGUUGUCUUCAGGAGUUUAGUGCCGGGGGUCUUCUGUGCAGGUGCCGACCUGAAAGAGAGAGCUCAGAUGAACCACCGUCAGUCUGAUCUGUUUGUUCACAGCCUUCGAUCCCUCAUGACUCAGAUAGCAUCGUUGCCCAUGCCAACCAUCGCGGCGAUGGACGGCGUUGCCCUGGGAGGCGGUCUGGAGCUGGCCUUAGCCUGUGACCUCCGCACCGCUGCCUAUUCUGCACAGAUGGGUCUGAUUGAGACGACACGGGGGCUGCUUCCAGGGGCGGGGGGCAGUCAGCGGUUGCCGCGGACAGUCGGCAUCACUCUGGCCAAAGAGCUCAUCUUCACAGGUAAGCGUGUGGGAGGUCAGGCAGCUCUGGAGAUGGGGCUUGUAAAUAGAGCUGUAGAACAGAACCAGACAGGAGACGCUGCCUACAGAGAGGCAUCCAGCCUGGCCAGAGAGAUACUGCCACAGGCUCCUAUUGCUGUGCGGCUGGCAAAAGAGGCAAUUAACCGAGGCAUCGAGGUUGACAUGAGUUCAGCAAUGGCAAUAGAGAGGAUGUGUUACGCUCGGGUCAUCCCCACACGGGACAGACAGGAGGGAAUGGCUGCCUUCAUAGAGAAGAGACCCCCGCGGUACAUUGGGGAAUAAACUCUUUCGCACUAUUGGAUUUCUCU